Messenger RNA from Nerophis ophidion (straightnose pipefish), 900 nucleotides. It is a transcript of the gene dmrt1, whose product is annotated as doublesex and mab-3 related transcription factor 1. Gene Ontology annotation, molecular function: RNA polymerase II cis-regulatory region sequence-specific DNA binding; DNA-binding transcription factor activity, RNA polymerase II-specific. The record is from RefSeq and is a predicted model, not a curated record. Gene Ontology annotation, cellular component: nucleus. Gene Ontology annotation, biological process: sex differentiation; regulation of transcription by RNA polymerase II. The transcript is spliced from 6 exons. Bases 1 to 900 code for a protein of 299 amino acids. NCBI's taxonomy places the organism in Eukaryota, Metazoa, Chordata, Actinopteri, Syngnathiformes, Syngnathidae.
AUGAGCAAGCACGCUCGGCAGGUGACCCCGCUGGGCGAGCGGGCCACGUCCCCCGGCAAGGGCCAGAAAAGGAUCCCCAAGUGCUCCCGCUGCAGGAACCACGGCUUCGUGUCGCAGCUGAAGGGACACAAGCGCUUCUGCAAGUGGAAGGACUGCCAGUGCCAAAAGUGUCGGCUGAUCGCCGAGCGGCAGAGGGUCAUGGCGGCGCAGGUGGCCCUCAGAAGGCAACAAGCUCAGGAUGAGGAGCUCGGGAUUUAUAAUCCGGUCGAUCUUUGCAGUCCGGGCUCGGCGAUGAAGCCCGAAAGCGGCGCCGAAUGCUUUUUCACUGUGGACGGUCGAGUCCUGGCCUCGAACCCCGCUUCCUCUCUUGGCGCCACAGGUGCAGAAAGUCACUCCAGCCCGACGGCCAGCAGCCGGCCGCUCGCUGACGGACAGUCCGACCUGCUCUUGGAGACCACCUACCAACACCUCUACCAGCCUUCCUGCUACCCGGGCUACUACAACAACGUGUACAACUACCAGCAGUACCAGAGUAUGCCCAACGGAGACGGCCGCCUGGCGGGCCACAACAUGUCCCCCCAGUACCGCAUGCACCCCUACUACCCAGCAGCCCCCUACCUGGGCCAGGGUCUGGGUGCCUCCUCCUCCAUGCCGCCCUUCUUCCCCAGCGAGGACAACAGCUGCUCCGAGGCCAUGGCGGCCUGUAGGGUCACGCCGCCGAGUGAUGGCCAAUCCGGCAUUCCUCUCCUAUUAAUGCAUUCCCGUAUCUCUGGUUGCCGCGUGAGAAAGUCGCAUGCUCGUCCUUAUCAAAAAUGGUUGGUCGGCGUCCAGCGCGUGGGCGUGUUUGGAGGCGAAACGUUGGUGCGACAUUCCUUACGCUCGCCCGAGCUUCCUGCCUGA